GAGGCGCGGCCUGGGCGUGCCUCGCCAAUGGCCUGCCGGGACCUGUAGUUCCAUUGGCCAAGGGCGGAAGUCCUGCGUCUCAGAUGCUGCAGGGGUCGGGUGGUCUGUGGUCCUCUGCUGUGAAUGCUGGGAAGGGGAAACGGACGGAGGUGUACGUCCCAGGUCUCCACUGACGUGACUCCAGAUCACCUGGGAGCAGGAGCACACCAAGCAUUCAGGACUGUGCGACCCCCCUCUAUUGUCCCCCUCCAAGUCCCAUGAGCCGUGUGUUACGGAGAGAUAUUUGAGCCAUUGAUAUGGUAGGAUCUUGGAACAGGAACAAACGAAGAUUGGACUGGACCUAUUUUAUAAGGCCACCACACUCCAGAGUCCUUAAUCCCACCUGUUUGCGUUGUCUGUUUGAUAAGGAGUACCUGUGAAGAAAACAAAAAAUCCUUGAGGCUUAUAUCCUGCCUUUUCCUGAAAGUAUUUAUUGUCAAUCAGGAUGUCUGCACAGUCAGGGGAAGAAGAUUCAAUACUUAUCAUCCCAAACCCUGAUGAAGAGGAAAAGGUUCUGAGAGUGAAGUUGGAGGAGGAUCCUGAUGGUGAAGAGGGGUCGAGCAUCACCUGGAACCAUCUCCCUGACCCAGAAGUUUUUCGACAGCGAUUCCGGCAGUUUGGAUACCAGGAUUCUCCAGGGCCCCGGGAAGCUGUGAGCCAGCUCCGAGAACUUUGCCGCCUGUGGCUCCGGCCAGAGACGCACACAAAGGAACAGAUCCUGGAGCUGGUGGUGCUGGAGCAGUUUGUUGCUAUCCUCCCCAAGGAGCUGCAGACUUGGGUUCGAGAACAUCACCCGGAGAAUGGCGAGGAAGCUGUGACUGUGUUAGAGGACUUGGAGAGUGAGCUGGAUGAUCCUGGACAGCCGGUUUCUCUCCACCGGCGAAAACGGGAAGUACUAGUAGAGGACAUUGUGUCUCAAGAAGAAGUUCAGGGGUUACCAAGUUCUGAGCUUGAUGCUGUGGAGAACCAGCUCAAGUGGGCAUCCUGGGAGCUGCAUUCCCUAAGGCACUGUGAUGAUGACGCUAGGACUGGAAAUGGAGCACUGGCUCCAAAGCAGGAGGUUGCUUCAGCAGUAGAGUCUCAUGAAGUCCCUGGCACUCUUAAUAUAGGUGUUCCUCAAAUUUUUAAAUAUGGAGAAACAUGCUUCCCCAAGGCAAGGUUUGAAAGAAAGAGAAAUCCCUCUCGAAAGAAACAGCAUAUAUGUGAUGAGUGUGGAAAGCACUUCAGUCAGGGCUCAGCCCUUAUUCUUCAUCAAAGAAUCCACAGUGGAGAGAAACCUUAUGGUUGUGUUGAGUGUGGGAAAGCAUUCAGCAGAAGUUCCAUCCUUGUGCAACACCAGAGAGUCCAUACUGGAGAAAAACCUUACAAAUGUCUUGAAUGUGGGAAAGCCUUUAGCCAGAAUUCUGGGCUUAUUAACCAUCAGAGAAUCCAUACUGGAGAGAAACCUUAUGAAUGUGUUCAAUGUGGAAAGUCCUAUAGUCAAAGCUCAAAUCUCUUUAGACAUCAGAGAAGACACAAUGCAGAAAAACUUCUGAAUGUUGUGAAGGUUUAAGAAAUUACAAACAAUAAAAAUCAGCACUCAGGUUUUUUUCUUCAGAGAUGAAGACAAUUAAAAACAUGAAGUGAUAAGUUUUUUCCCUAUUUACUGUCAGAAAAUCCACUGGGAAUUGUUAAAAAAAAAUCACUCAACAUUAUUAUUUUAUCUUGAAUUGCUGUUACACCUGCAGAGAAGCUGAAAUUUUAAUCUUAAUUCAGGUGUUAAUGCCUAAAUUGUUCGUGUGAUGCUUAUAUUCUUUUUUUCCCCCAAGUGACGAACUACCUGAUUCUUUGUCCCUUUCUUAAGUUUUUGUUUCUAGACAGAUAACUUUAUUUCUCUGUUGAUCAUUGACAUGUUGUUUGUAAGGAUACAUUCCUUUCUACUUUAAAAGGCAUCAUAGGAACCAUAAAGUCUAAAAAUCUAUCUUCAAUCAUUUCGAAACCAUCCUUUGAAAAUUCUACUUUUUUUGCUUUUAUGCAAUUUGGAUAUAUAUUUGAAAAAAUAGGAGAUAAAGGAUGGCUAAAAUCCUCGAAAGAAAAUAAGCCUUAAGAUCUCAGAUAAGUGAUGGUGAUAAAACUUCAGAAAGUAAAAGAGAUGUGUAGAUGGGGAAAGAUAUACAAAUAUUUUGCUUUAAGUGUUGAAACAAAUCUGUUCUAAGUGUAGUCAACCUGCAGGGAAAGUCAAAAACUGCUCAUUCUAGCUAAUCCAGGGGCACCUUCCUAGUCAUUAGUGUUUUUGUACUAGUGAAAUGAAGACAGCAUAAACAAUAGACCACUGUGAAAGCAAAGGUCAAAGCAACAGCUUGUAGAGAGUGGCAGUGUUGAGGCAAAUGUAUAAUUAAGGUAAUGGUCUUGGCUUUUAGAAAAAGACAUGUCUUAACUCUUUCUUUUGCCUUCAUUCUUGUUAAGGAUAAUAUUUCCUGACAGGUGGGCAACAAGUAAUUAGGUUUGCUAUUUUUAUUCCUUUGGUACAAAAGGGGUGAACACCAGGCUAAAACAGGCUUGCAUUUGUUAUUCACAUCUUCUACCAACAAGGCACUGUGCUAGGUACUGUAAUCCUACUGUGAGUAGGUGAUUUCUUCCACUGUCAGGGGAGGGAGGGAGUGGUACAAAGCUGUUUCAUGUAGUUAGCCUCUUUCCCCAUCAGCAUUCCUAGGUCACCUCUGAGGCUCCCAGAGCUGUAGUUUACUUACCAGUGUGUUGUUUGUGGCAGGAGGACUCAGCUGAAAGAGCUAGCCAGCUCUGCAGUAUUCUUCAGAGGUGAGUUCAAGAUAACACUUUCACAGUUAGAAGAUUUAUGAAUCUUCAAAAAAAAAAUAAUUUCUAGUAGCAUUGAGGUUGUACCUACAUGUAAGUCAAGUGGACUAUUCUACUUUAAAAAUAAACAACUAGGCUGUUAACAACUAGACUUUUAACUAUCAGAGUUGAUUGAACUUUUUUUAAUUUUCAGUCUUAACACAUUUUUUAAAAUGUAUUAAAGUAAUACAUUGUAGUAGUAGGAUUAUAAACUCCUUAGCUGAGAAUCCCAAGUACUGUGGUUCUAUUGUUCUGGAAGUUAAAGCAUUGACUGAAAAAAAAAAAAGUUUUAUUCAUGAUGUACAUCACUAUAUGGAAAUGAUCCAUGUUCAUAUGUUUCAUCAUUCUAGAAGUUUGAAUUCUAUCUGGUGCUUGGAUGAAAUUUUAAAAUGGAAGUUGAGAUUUACAUGAGCCUGUUAAGAAAACUAAUAAGUGCAAGGCCAGCGGGUGAAGCAAGGCAGAAUGAAGCUUGUUUAUAGAUUUUCUGAUAACAAUUAUAAGAAAUGUGUUUUAUAGAUUAAGAUUUAUUGAAGUAUAAAUAAGUAGUACUGAUAAUGUAUUUUAAGUUAUACAAGAAAAUGUAGGAACUUUUGUUUGGGUCUUUUUCUUCUGUGGCUGAGAGGAAACGAUGUCCAAUAAAGCUAUAAAGUCCUCUAUACUAAGAAAAAUGAUCUGCAUGUGCUUGGCUUAUUUAUUUAUGGCUGGCUUCUUUCCAAGUAGGUUUUGAGGUGGCACAUUUGGAAGACUGCUGAAAUGACAGAAUUCUUGUUAUCAGAGUAGGUAAGAGGGGAGUCAACUCUCAAAAGCUGGAAUUUCACACUUUUUUUAUUUUACAUCUUUCCUUCGAUUUUACCUGUGUAUCUGUUGGGGAAGGAAGCCAAGGCCAGGCUCUGUGGGGAAGGACUGGGCAAACAGUCCAGAUGGUGGUGCACAGAAAAAGCAAGCACUGGGUUGUAUACUCACCAUCUCUAGUUUUGCUUAAGUUCCCACUAGACAAAUUGGUUCACAGUAACUGUUUAGUGCUUUAUUCUCCACAUUCAUACCCAGUUGACAUUUGAUCAUUUAGCAGUGUGUCUUAGGUAUGUCUAAGCUGCUGGGAUGGUUACAUGUUGUGAAAUGAUUGACCUGGUUCUGUGAACUCCAAGGCCACAUAGGUUUUCACUAAGGAAUAGGUGAUGGCUUCACAAUCUUGGUGGAUAAAUAGUGUGUUAUUGAAUAUGCUCAUUUGAAUGUUUCACAGUACAGACAUGAUUCCUUUGGUAGCCUUCCUGGAGAUGGAGAAAGUUCAUACAUUGUCCUUUUAGAGUUGGAUGAAGACAUGUGAGCACAGUAUUAACAGGUAGCUGACUAUUGGGGUUGUGUACAUGCACUAGUUGAAGUGCUUUGCCAUGGAUUAAGUCAUCUAAAGUAAAUACAUAUGUCCAUUGUACACAUAUUAUACUGAGAUGUGGUCUCUCCCAAAACUGAUGUUGACAUAUUAUAGCUUCAGAGUAUUCCAUACUAUGAAUGUACUCUUAAUUCAUUUAACCAACCUCAUAUUGAUAGAUUAUUAGAUUCUUCAUAAAUACAGGUAUGGUUAAAAUCCCCAUGCAUAAAAUUUUGUUACUUGUGUGGUUAUUGCUAUAAUACAAAUAGCUGGAAAUGGAUAUAUUGGGUUAGAAAAUACACUAUUGACAUUUUUGGCAAUUACCAUUAAAAAAAAAUACCAAUUCAUGACUCCAAUCAAUAGUAAGAAUGCCUGUUUGCUUAUAUUCCAUCAGUACUGCAUCCUUUUUUGCCCACCUGAUAGCCCAGAUCUUUUUGUUGUACCUUUGAAUAUUAGUGAGAGCAACCAUUUUUUCUUAUUGUCCAUUUUUAUGUCCUGAUGUGACUGACUUUUGCCCAUUUCUCCUUUUCUUAGACUAUAUAAUGACUGCCUUCCCAUUCUACAAAAUUUAAAUGACAAAUGUAAGAGUCAUGAGCACUUUUGUCCAGUUUCUAAUCACAUUCUACUUUCCACUUGAGUGCACAUCCUUCUGGUGCCCUUUUACAUUUCCAUUUAAAAGUGGUUUCCAUACUAUAGUCAUUAAAAUUCUUUAGUGGUGGAAUGGGAUUAAAUAUUAAGAAAAUACUGUUAUAUAUGCCCCCCUUUUUUGCUAUUACAUUGCGAAAGUACAUCUUGUUUAGAUGUCUUUGUGCAUGUGUGAAUAUGUACGUUGGGAUUUUAUAAGAUAGAUUGGUCUGUUGAAAGGUUACUGUCUUCUCAUGAUUUCUAGUAUACAUUGUCAACAACUGUAUAGAAAGUCUUCAUUUCCUACAUAGCCUUCCCUAUACUUGAUAGUCAAUUUGUUGGGCAAAAGAAGGGGGAUGAAAAGCAAACAACUUUCCUUAUUUUGCAUUUCCUUCAUAGUGAAGUUGGAGCUAUUUUUGUGUUUGUUGGUUGUUCAUAAUUUUAUCAUGGAUUUCUUGUUUGUGUCUUUACUUGCCUUUCUACUGGGUUACCUGUAGAUAUCUGUUGUUUUUGUUUAUUCAGCAUCUUCACCAAUCUUUUAGUAACAGAACCCUUAUUUAUUAUGAUGAACCCAUUCCAUGUGGCUUAGGUGAGCACAUGACUAGGCCUGGUGUCCUGAGUCCCAUGGCUCCUGAGCCUCAGCAGUUGAAGAAUGGGUAUUUAAACAAGGCUAAAGAAAGCCCUCAGCAUGUCUGCUGGAACUUCUCGAAAAAAGGCUUUAUGGAGAUCCCAGAAACCAAGGACAAUGUCAGCCUGCACUUGCACCAUAUGGAGAAAAUACUUGAGGAGAGCCUCAGGCUAGCAGAAAUGGAGAAACAAACAGUUCUGAUCGUAUUUUUCUGGAGGCCCUAGAUCCAGCUGUGCCUAAAGCCUUCCCUACCUCUGGACUUGAAAGUUUUGUGAGCCAAUAAAUUCCCUUUUCUUGUUUAAGAUCAUUGGAUUUGGUUUCUGUCCUGAUUAAUAUAGGCUAUUUGUAUUUUUUUAAUGAUUUGUAGAAAACCUUUGUAAUGUUAAAUUCUAGACUUCUACUUCAUGCGUUAUCUAAGUUAAUAAAAUGAGCUUGGCCUUCCUUGGUCUGACCUCUGUCA
This is a messenger RNA of Jaculus jaculus (lesser Egyptian jerboa), 5949 nucleotides long. It is a transcript of the gene Znf24, whose product is annotated as zinc finger protein 24. The record is from RefSeq and is a predicted model, not a curated record. Gene Ontology annotation, molecular function: RNA polymerase II cis-regulatory region sequence-specific DNA binding; DNA-binding transcription factor activity, RNA polymerase II-specific. The transcript has 4 exons. Gene Ontology annotation, biological process: regulation of transcription by RNA polymerase II. Lineage: Eukaryota; Metazoa; Chordata; Mammalia; Rodentia; Dipodidae. Bases 485 to 1591 code for a protein of 368 amino acids.